AAAAGCACAGGGGAAAGUGAAACUACGACCGGAGUGAAAAACUAGUCAUGUUGUAGAGUGUCCCUUCCGUGACGGCAACAGCCGACAGAGAUUAGUUAGUUAGAUUAGGUGGAAAACACUACUCACUACUCACAACAGAUUCAAACAAAUCAUGUCAUCCGUAGCUGGAAACUUAACCUGCGUGGUGGCGGCCGUUGACGGCAGCGAACAGAGCAUGACCGCUCUCCGCUGGGCCCUACAAAACCUCAAGCUACGAUCACCUGCUUCCGAUUCCACCAACGCUGGAUCCUUUGUUGUUCUCCACGUCCAAUCCCCACCCUCCAUCGCCACCGGCCUCAACCCCGGCGCCAUCCCCUUCGGCGGCCCAACUGACCUGGAAGUACCGGCGAUCACGGCGGCGAUCGAGGCUCACCAGAAGCGUAUCACUGAAGCCGUACUCAAUCACGCUUUAGGAAUUUGCGCUGAAUUCAAUUUGGCUGAACCGAGGAUCAAGACCCAUGUCGUUGUGGGAGACCCAAAGGAGAAGAUAUGUGAAGCUGCACAGGAUCUGAAUGCUGAUGUGCUUGUGAUGGGGUCCCGUGCAUUUGGCCCUAUUAAGAGGAUGUUCCUUGGCAGUGUUAGCAACUACUGUGCCCACCAUGCUCAGUGCCCAGUCAUUAUUAUCAAGGGAAAGGACAAUGUCGACAAGAAAAACUAGAAAAAGGAUGGACAAGGAGAUGUAAAACAAAACCAAGGAAAAGUUUCAAAGAAAUCCAGCGCAGAAGGAAGGAAUAAAUGCAGACCUAGCCAUCUAAAUUACCUUAAUAAACAGAAUAAAGUGAACAACUGAAAUAAACAAAAUAUAAAGGGUCUGUUACUGUGAGCACCCACUAAAUACUUUGAGUAGUGCUUGCACCCCAAUAGCAUGAAUUAUACUUGUAUAAAAAUUUGUUGAGGACUGAAGUAUCCAAUUUGAACACUUUUUAGGACAAUUUGAAUGUUUACUCUUAAAUUAUUUGGUGAAAAUCAAUAAAAUGUAAACAAAUAACAACCAACGAUAGACUGUAACCUAUAGAUUCGUACAUAUUGAUGCGCAAAAGAAUUCAUAACAAUCAGUACAACUAUUUUUCUUGUAAUUGCGCUUUCAUAUAGAACAGAAUGUAUACACGCAUGUAUGGCUGAAUGUUUUCCUUGAGAUACUUAUUGUUCUUAGGUGCAUAUAAUAUUUUGAGCAACUCUCGGUCCCAAGAUAC
Arachis duranensis is the source of this 1232-nucleotide messenger RNA. Its product is annotated as universal stress protein PHOS34. The record is from RefSeq and is a predicted model, not a curated record. The coding region runs from base 152 to 697 and encodes 181 amino acids. Lineage: Eukaryota; Viridiplantae; Streptophyta; Magnoliopsida; Fabales; Fabaceae. The transcript has 5 exons.